Sesamum indicum (sesame) is the source of this 1903-nucleotide messenger RNA. It is a transcript of the gene AGT2, whose product is annotated as alanine:glyoxylate aminotransferase 2. Lineage: Eukaryota; Viridiplantae; Streptophyta; Magnoliopsida; Lamiales; Pedaliaceae. The record is from RefSeq and is a predicted model, not a curated record. Gene Ontology annotation, cellular component: mitochondrion. Gene Ontology annotation, biological process: glyoxylate catabolic process. Gene Ontology annotation, molecular function: L-alanine:glyoxylate transaminase activity; pyridoxal phosphate binding.
UCUUUUCCUUUACUGCGCGAACUGCUAAAUCCACAGAAUCCCACGUUACCAUUUCUCCAAAAUUUCCUGCAAUACACACACACUCUAGUGUGCAACUCUGCGAAUUUCUGCAUAGAAUCUCGUGUUGCUGUUUCUCCAAAAUUCACUAUAAUACUUACACGCAGACACACGCACUGCCGUGUGGAACUCUGUGUAUUCCAGCGUUGAAUCUUGUGCUAUGGGGUUGGAGAGGAAGCUUACGAAUAGAAGUUUUCUGAGAGCAUUGAUCAAGAAUCGGACAUGGGGGUAUUGCAGUAGCAGUUUGGGUUCGGAGCGCGGCUUCUCGGCUUUGGCUGCGCCGGAGCUGCCAGCUUUCGACUACGAGCCGAAGCCGUACAAGGGGCCAUUAGCAGAUGAAGUUUUCGGGAAGCGCAAGAAGUAUUUGGGCCCCUCUAUUUUCCAUUACUACCAGAAGCCACUCAAUAUCGUUGAAGGGAAAAUGCAGUAUUUGUUCGAUGAGAACGGAAGGCGUUAUCUUGACGCAUUUGCAGGAAUUGUUACAGUGUCUUGUGGUCACUGCCAUCCCGAUGUGUUGAGUGCUAUAACAGAACAAAGCAAGCUUCUUCAACAUGCAACCACCAUAUACUUACACCAUGCAAUAGCCGAUUUUGCAGAAGGUCUAGCAUCUAAAAUGCCAGGAAAUCUAAAGGUUGUGUAUUUUGUAAAUUCUGGGACAGAGGCUAAUGAGCUAGCUAUGUUGAUGGCAAGAUUGUACAGUGGCAACCUAGGUAUGAUUGCCUUAAGAAAUGCGUAUCAUGGUGGAAGUUCUAGUACAAUUGGACUGACUGCUCUAAACACAUGGAAAUACCCAAUUCCUCAGGGUGAAAUUCAUCAUGUUCUGAAUCCAAACCCGUACCGUGGAGUGUUCGGAUCAGAUGCGAAGCUUUAUGCUGAAGAUGUUCAGGAUCACAUUGAGCAUGGUACUUCCGGAAGAGUUGCUGGAUUUAUUGCUGAGACAAUUCAGGGAGUUGGAGGAGCAGUCGAGUUAGCCCCAGGAUACUUGAAAUUGGUUUACGACAUUGUUCGUAAAGCUGGUGGUGUAUGCAUCGCUGAUGAGGUGCAAACUGGCUUUGGUCGCACGGGAAGCCACUACUGGGGUUUUGAAACACAAGAAGUCAUUCCCGACAUAGUCACCAUGGCUAAGGGUAUUGGAAACGGCUUGCCACUCGGAGCUGUUGUGACGACUCCCGAGAUAGCAAGCGUGUUGGCUCAGAAAAUACAAUUCAACACUUUUGGAGGAAACCCCGUGUGCUCUGCUGGUGGACUAGCAGUGCUCAGAGUUCUUGACAAAGAGAAACGUCAAGUGCAUUGUGCUGAGGUUGGCUCCCACAUGAUUGAGCGUCUAACAAAUCUUCAGCAUAAACACGACAUAAUUGGCGACGUACGAGGCAGGGGCCUAAUGGUUGGGGUAGAACUAGUGACCGACAGAAAACAGAAGACACCAGCCAAGGCAGAAACCGCAGUGUUGUUUGAAAGCCUUAGAGAACUCGGCAUUUUGGUUGGCAAAGGCGGACUUCAUGGGAAUGUUUUCAGAAUAAAACCCCCCAUGUGUUUUACCAAAACAGAUGCAGAUUUCUUGGUUGAUGCAUUGGACUAUGCCAUUUCAAAGUUGUAAGAAAACUACCCUAAAAGUAGUAGUUUUAACUUUGGAGGAUGAAUGUGUUGAAAAACUCUUGAUCGACUUCUAAACGGUCAUUCUCCCAUUGAGAGGGAGCCGAUAGAAAAUAUCCGUACUAUGACUCAAUAAUGUCUAUCAACUUUAGUGAAAAAUAUGUGGUAGAUUUCAACAGGUUUAACAGUAUGAUUAAGAAUGAAGUCUUGUAUUACAAGUGCUUGCACAACGACGAAAGGUGGUUUCUAUGUA